UUGAGAUUCCGUGCAAAUUCAAAUCUCUUUUUAUUUUGAACUCUCAAAUAAGGAAUUUCGCCUAAAUCCAAAAUCCACCAAAUCUCAAACAAUUUUGUAAAGAGAAAAUUAAAAUACUUGGCAGACGAUGAAUCCGUUUCCCAGUUGCCCUCUCCUUGAUUAAUUCCUAAAGCAUAAAAGUCCUUGAAUACAGAUGGAAAACCUUAUAUAACGACUUGUCCUCUCCUCUAUAUCCAUCUUAUCGUUUUCUGAAGCUAUUAGAAACCCUUGACACUGUUUUUCUAGUUGAAGGUAUAUACUUGUAAUGGCGUCUUCAACAGACUGCGGCUAUGGUUACCACAUCAAUGUCUCAGCCUGGGAGAUUGGUGAUCCUGUCCAAGACAAUACUUUGUCCUCUUCCUACUUAUUCAUUACUUGUAAGGUUGAGCUUUCUUACCAAUCAGAAGCUAUCUCAACAAUCAUCACCCAUAAACUGAAAUCCAUCGUCUCUGCUCCUACUAAAUCAAUACCCAAGAAAAUCACUGCCCAUGAAACGGAACACACCUUCAGAUUCCCAUGCGACUCUUUCAUAUCCACCCAUGGCGGUAAAACCGUGUCCUCCAUUAUUUCUGAUAUGAACAUCCCUUUCUCUCUGGAAAACAUCCAGUGGAGAGAGCAUGUGUGCGAACCUUGGGUUCUAUUGGAGAACCCUGAUGAUCUACCGAACCACAUACUUGAUCUUGCACGUUACACCAUUAAAGGGUUCGAGAAAACUGGCCGCAAGGAGUUCAAGAUGUAUAUUCAUAUUGAAAAGAAGAUAAUUCUGUCUCAACAGGAAUACGAAACAAUGGCUCAGGGUAUAGAGGAUCAAGAACGUGUCGAGAUGAUCAAAGCCACGGCGAUGAAAGAAAUAAUUGGAUAUCAAGUUGCAACGGGGAGGUUAUUGUCAAGAACUGAAUUGUUGCUGAGACUCAGAAUCAUACUGAGGGAGAAGAAUGCAACAUUAGACUGGAGUUCCUUGGAGUCGUUGGCGAAUCAAGUUUCGCAGACAUUUAUGUGGACUCAGAAACGAGGAAGAUCAUCCUUAGAAUCAUCAGUUGAAAAAGCAAUAGAAUAUUUAAGAGUAAAGGGUUCGGAUGUUGAAUCAAUGGGGCGAUGUUCAAUAUGCAUACAAGAAGUGGAGCUGAAAAGUUAUGUGAGCAGAUUGCCUUGUUCUCACAUGUUUCAUCGAGACUGCAUCAAAGAAUGGCUCAACAAGAGCCACCUUUGCCCCUUGUGUCGAUUUAGUUUAGAUCAGUAGUCAUACAGAACUAAUGAAUUUUUA
Hevea brasiliensis (rubber tree) is the source of this 1303-nucleotide messenger RNA. RefSeq lists its product as uncharacterized. The transcript has a single exon. The coding region runs from base 305 to 1279 and encodes 324 amino acids. The record is from RefSeq and is a predicted model, not a curated record. Gene Ontology annotation, biological process: protein ubiquitination. Lineage: Eukaryota; Viridiplantae; Streptophyta; Magnoliopsida; Malpighiales; Euphorbiaceae. Gene Ontology annotation, molecular function: ubiquitin protein ligase activity. Gene Ontology annotation, cellular component: cytoplasm.